Molecule: messenger RNA, 4031 nt
Organism: Nematolebias whitei (Rio pearlfish)
Lineage: Eukaryota; Metazoa; Chordata; Actinopteri; Cyprinodontiformes; Rivulidae
Gene: midn
Product: midnolin
Exons: 8
Coding region: 699-2363 (554 amino acids)
Cellular component (GO): nucleus
Molecular function (GO): protein binding
Source: RefSeq, a predicted model, not a curated record
UUGGUCGAGCUGCCUCGGUGGGCGGAUUUUCGUCGAUGGUGGAAGUGGUGUUACUUUGUGACAAUGUUCAUUGUGGGUACUUUGCAGGGGCUGCUCGGAGGAGUGAGCGCGCAGCGGAGAGCCUCUCUCUUCCAGCCGAACGACGAGGCUCGCAGCUCCGGACCGUGUGCUCUGUGCUAAACCCGAAACAUUCAACAAUAAUCUUUUUUUAAUUUUUUUUUUUUUUUAAUUUAAUCCAGACCUUACUUUUUUUUUUUUUUUAAAGGUAAUCACCUAAGAGUGUCCAUCCAUGGCGUUUUGUGGCAUUCGCUCUACUAUGUAGCAUUUCGGAAGACGUGCUUGCAAGCUGGAAAACGCAACAACGAACAUCAUUUGAAACAACAAAAAAAAGAUAUAAGAAAAAAAAAACCAACCAAAAAAAAAAAGAAUUUUUUUUUGUAGACUUGAUUUCAUGGAUCCUAUGACCAGAGAGGACUUGGUUUGGUUCUGACUCUCGGGAGGCGCGAGUGAAAGGAAAGCUUCAGGAGAGAGAGAGAGAGAGCGGUUCCUGAAUGCAGCCUUUGAUUUGCGCGCAGCGCGAGGGACGCUAGUUGAAGCGACGGGAUCGUCUUCAGCACCUUCCUUCCUCCCCCCCUCUCGCUCUGCUCGUCUUGUCUCACCGCCCUCCCCGCCGUCCUUCUCUGACCACAGGUUAUCGGAUGGACCAGCAUCCCAGCGCCCGGAGCUGCACCAGUCGCGGGGCUUCGUCCUGCAGCGAGGCCGUCCCGACCGAGCCCUCCAUGAAUCUGUACAUCCACUCCACCACGGGCACCCGCUUCGAGCUCUCCCUACCCCUGGAGGAGACCGUGGAGGGACUGAAGAGGAGGCUGUCGCAGAGGCUCAAAGUACCAAAAGAGAGGCUUGCUCUGCUGCACAAAGAAACGCGACUAAGUUCAGGCAAACUCCAGGAUCUCGGCAUCUCUGAUGGGAGCAAGUUAACACUUGUACCAACAGUUGAAGCAGGAUUAAUGUCUCAAGCAUCAAGACCAGAGCAGUCGGUAAUGCAAGCGUUGGAGAGUCUAACGGAAACUCAGGUCAGUGACUUCCUGUCCGGCCGCUCCCCCCUCACCCUGGCUCUGCGAGUCGGUGAUCACAUGAUGUUCGUCCAGCUCCAGUUGGCGGCACAACAAUCUGGAAGUCCCCAGCUCCAGCACAGGCACCUCAUCACCCGGGGCAAUACAGAGGCCACAAUGGGUCAGCCCACAGGGCAGCCACGUGUUCCCCACACUCACCCGCACUCCCACCACCACACCCCCCAUCAUCCACACAAUCAUCCUAGCCCCCACCUAGCCCAGCCUCACGCUGUCCCUUCCUCUCCUGUUUCCCCGAGCUCCCCUUCUUUCCCCUUGCCCUCAACCCACCACCAGUCGCUCCCUCCCAUGUACCACCAGUCACCCUCCCCUGCUCAUUGUAGCCCCCCUACUCCUCCACCCCAAUCUCCUCACCCUUCCCACACCCCUGCGGGGUUUUUCCGCUCUCCAGCUCACCAUCACCACCACUACCACCAGCCCUCCUCAGGCCAACCCAGCCACGACAUCGGCCAGGUCAGCCCUGUAGCUCCGGUCCUCUGUCCUGAGGCUAACUGCAGCCCCAGUAGUGGCACUAGUUCCUUGCCACGCUCAAGAAAACCUGGUGCCAUCAUUGAGAGCUUUGUCAACCAUGCUCCUGGAGUCUUCUCAGGGACUUUUUCAGGCACUUUGCACCCUAACUGCCAGGACAGCAAUGGGCGUCCAAGACGGGAUAUCGGUACCAUCCUACAGAUCCUCAACGACCUCCUGAGUGCUACACGCCACUACCAGGGCAUGCCCCCGUCCCUCACCCAGCUCCGCUACCAGACCCAGUGUGGCUCACCCACCUCCCCAUCUUCCUCACCGCCCCCUUCGCCUCCAGUUGCUGGCAUGACAGGUCUCUCUGCCAAAGCUACCUCUGUGCCUGCUGGCAGCCCUAGCAGCCCCCCACCGACUCUUCAUCCACUGGUGCAGUGCCAGAGCCAGAUCCGCAUGUGCAAACCCCCCGGUGACCGCCUGCGUCAGACUGAAAAUGUCAAGUUGUAUGCAUGGAGCGAUCGCCUACGUCAGACUGAAAACCGUGCAACGCGCUGUAAGGUGGAGCGUCUGCAGCUGUUGAUGCAGCAAAAGCGUCUGCGCAGGAAGGCCAGGCGGGACCAGCGCGCGCCGUAUCAGUGGCUGCCCAACCGCAAGGCCGGGCGCAGCAACAGCAACAGCAGCAUGUCCAGCGAGGGCUCCCUGGAUCUGGACUUUGAGGAUUCCGUGUGGAAGCCUGACGUAAAGGCCGACUUGAAGUCUGAAUUCGUCAUGGCUUGAUCAUGUGUGACUUGCCCCACCCCCGUUUCAAGAUUUGGAGAUGUACGGAGCAUUUCUUGGGAUUUUACAUGGAGAUAUAUUAUGGAUGGAGAGUACUGGUUAACCGCAAAGAGGAAAUCAAAGUUGUCCUUGUGACUGUUAUCUGUCACAUGGGGGGGAAGCCUCCCUGCAGACCUUAAUCCCAUUCUGUCCUUCACAGCUGACAUUGUGAAAAGCAGCAACAAUAGCAAAAGAACUUUGAUGUGAUGCUUGGAUUUGGACAGGCAACAACUGGACUUCACAGUGUCCAAGACUUUUCCCCUUUUAAAAGGUGUGAUACCUGAGAUCACACCUGGACUUGAGCAUAGCAGAAUUGAGUAGGUGGGUGGUGGUUCCUUUUCUGAAUUAUUCUUAUUUUUUACAUUUUUCAAGUGCACUCUGGGCAGAAAUGAAGAAAUCCACACUGGACUUCUGAACAAGACGGGAGCAACAGAGACUGUGGAAUUUACCAAUGGGCAUUCUUAUUGUUCUCAAAACUAACCAAUUAGAGUCCAGUUUGUUUGCUGUUACUGAGUGGUUAAACUCCUGUUUUUUUUCUUCUUCUUUUUUCCACUUUUAACCAUAUUAUAUUUUAUAAACAAAAUAAUAUGUAGCAUUGUUCACAAAGCAUUCAGGUUUUCAUAUAACAGUUCAAAGUAGUUGUUUAUUUGCACAUGAUCUUGAUUUAAAACAGCUGGUCAAAAUGUGCAAGGAGGAGGAGGAGGGGCCUAAUAAAGAAAAAAAAGGAAUAUUGAAGUAUUGAUAUCAACCUCAGUGAUAUAGGGUAUCGAUAGGAAUGACUAAUAAAUAAACAAGAUGAAUUAAUAUUAAGAGAAAGUGCUUUAGAGGAUUUUAAAAUCUUUGAAAUAUAUCAUAGAAAACUCUAUUUUUGUUUCUCUUCCUAUCUGCUGUUUUCAAAAAACAGCAGCCCUCUGUGGCUUUAGUCAACGUACUGAGUGCCAGCAAAAAUAUGUGCAUCCAUUCAACCAUUUGUCAGGUCAUUUGUGAAUCGUUUCGUCUUGCCACAACAAAACGAGACAGUAAGACAAUUGUCAUCCGGCCUGGCUGAUGUUGUGCAAACCUGAAUGGAGCUGCUGAGGAAUUUGUAGUUUGUGUACAUAAAUGUGACAAUUGGCAAAUGUUUAUGAGGGUGUGUUUGACAGUUUUUUCAAUUUAACUUGGACUAUUCCAAUUUUUUUUUUGUCUAGUUGUCUUUUCCCAUAAUAACCCCAGAUUGUAUUCUCAACAUUGUAAAAAAAAAAAAAAGUUGCUGCUGUUCAAAGCACUGGCUACAAAUAAUUAUCACAAGAAAUUAGAAGUUCCACUUUUAGGCCCUUUGGAUGUUCCUAUUUAUCACAAGUUCUAAGAAAAGGAAAAGCAGUGGCAUCAUUUUUCUGGCUUCAAUAUCCAGUGCCUGCACCAGUAUAUCCAUUGACAUAUCAGGUUAGGCCUUUUAUUUUUAUUUUUUUUACAGUUUUGCUGCUACAUAUGGGGAAUUAAAAUGAUGGGGGGUGGGGGUGGGGGAUAAAACAAAAGCAAGAGAGGAAAAAGUGACUUUUUUUUGCAUGCAGAAGUGUGAAAUCACAAUGAUCUUUUUUUAUAUUGAUGAAAGAAAAAUAAACUGGUGCUUUUGGUAAUGAAGGUUGACAA